AUGUUUGUCAAAAAUCUCACAAGCGAUUGUCAUUUUCUUUUAGUGUUUUGUCGUGAGUACAUGUAUUAAUCGCCGUGUUUUUGCUUUUUUCCUGAGUUUUCUUGUGUUUUUCUCCCUUUCUUCGGUGUAUUUAUGAUUAUUGGGAUUGUUUAUUAACAACACGUGUGUUUUCUUUUGUGAAAAGUACGAAAAAGGUGGAGUUUAAGCCCCGAAAAAAAAAGAAAAGCUUCAAAGUGUUAACCAGAUGAAAGUGAUCAUUUUGGAUGUACCACGAUUGAUGACUUUGAGCUCGCGAUUGAGCACACCUUUCGAUGUCUAACACCUGGAUUUUAGCCUAUAAGCAAAGAUGUCCCUAAAGAAAUCCGACCAACAAACCAUUGGCACCGGUCUCCGCGUGGCAGCUGGUGAGCCCCAUCUUGUGAGCCUUGGCGGUGGGCGUCUUAGUACCGCCGUGACGAUUCAUCAUUUACCAAUUGGUGAUCUGACCAUUGGCUCCUCACCAUCAUGUGGAGUUAUUCUAAAUGGAUCUGGUGUGUUGCCGGUGCAUUGCACACUGUAUCGCAAUGAAGAUGGGAAUGUGCUGCUGGUGCCAGAGCCCGAAGGGAGGACUCUGGUUGAUGGGAAUCGUGUGUCGGAGGAGGUGAAUUUGACACAGGGAGCCAUGCUUACCAUUGGCAAAUCCAACUACUUGCGAUUCAAUAAUCCCGCCGAAGCGGAAUUAAUUAGAUCGACAAUCGGUAGCAAUGAGAGAAUUUCAAUGCCACAGAUUGACUUUCGACACUCCCAAGAAGAUGCAUCGGGAAAGAAUAAAAAUCUCAAAUGUUCAGACGAAUCUCCAACUGAUGAUGAGAAAUUAACUGAGAAAUUGACAAAGAUUGAAUAUGCAAAUAUAAAGAACUUUCACUGCCCCAAAGUCUUCACGGCUGACUCAAUAACCGUCAAUACACCAGCUAAGGAUGUUCUGGGACCGAAGUACAAGAAUUUCACGAAAAAUCUCAACAAUAGCCUUAACAAUAGUCUCAACAAUAGCUUGAAUAAUUUGGUGAAUUCCCCCUCAUCGAGUAGUAUCUAUGAGAAUGCCGGGAAUAGCUCCGGGAAUAUCCUGACAACAUUCAACAACCUCAAAGUUACCCCAAACUCCGCAACGUACGAUCGCUACCCGAAAGCUUUUGGGUUGCAGCUGUACCCCAUGAAUGGGGUUAAUGCGCAAAUUAACAGUGAAACCACAGAGAUGCAUCAGAAGGCGAAGAAUGAUCGUUUGCGCGAGCAGGAAAUGUCUGUGGCUGAGCAGGAGCGCCUUGAGGAGAUUCUGCAGCUGUGUGCUGAGUAUGAGAGACAAAAUCAGUCCAUUCAGUCGUCGCCAAUUGUGCAGAAUCGCAUAAAGACGAAUGGUUCUCUGCCACGGGAGAAGAAGUCCCCCUUCGGGGAGUCACCCUUUGGCAUGGACAAAGGGCAGCAGGUCUUCUUUCCGCCCGAUGAUAAAUCCCGCAGCAGGAAACUCCAUUCGGGCUAUGAGAAUGUUGUCCUCAAUCCCAUUACGAAGCGUGCAGAAAUCACCCCAGGUGCCAGCAGCGCCACCACCGAUGACCCCCCGAAAAAGCCCACUUACAUUCCCCAGAGCCCCCGCACAAAGAUCCGCACAACAGUCUCCCCGAAGAGUCGCAUUGAGUGUGAAAAGAAGUCCGAAUAUGAGAUACUUCUGCAAUCCUUUGAGGAGCGUCAGAAGGCCGAAGCGAACAAGAGUCAGGACUUGCGCUUUCUGGCGAGUAAUCAGAAAUGGGAUGACAAACUCAUUGGUCUCGUGAAGAGCGAGCGCAAUGAUGUGUUGAUGCGCGUGCGUGAGCUCAAGACUCAGAUUGCCGAUCUCCAGCGUCAGGAGGACGAGGUCCUCCGGGAGCUGGAUAUGGAGAAGGCACUUGUGAAUGCUGAGCUCACCAGUGAGUUUGGCACACUCAAUGAGAUGCGAAAUGAGUUGACGGCACUCCAGGCGAAGAUUCAUCGUCUCGAAGCGCAGAGGAAUGCAAACAGGGUCAUGCAGGAGACACAACAGGCAAAGCUGCGUCAAAAAAUUGAAAUGCUUCAGGAUCAGGUGGUUGGUUUGGAGAAAUUGGUGGCGGAAAGUGAUGAAAAGGACCUCCGGGAGGAACUUUCACGGAGCCUGGAAGCCCUCGAGAAUGACCGGAAGGUGUUUGAAGAUUUGGAAUUUCAGUACUUGGAAGAGGAGACGGAUUGGCUGGCAUAUCGGGAGGAGCUUCACAAUGAUCUGAAGGCACUCAAUAAGUCCGUUGAGGAGAAAAGGAGUCAAAUUAUGCGCCUGGAGUUGCAGCGUAUUGAGAAUCAACAAAUUGCCUGUACGGACACGAAGGUCCUGGAGAAGAAUCUCCUGACCCUCCUCACGGAUCUCGAGAAGAGUCGUGAGACCCUCAAGGCGAUCGAUAAGAAGCUCUUCUUGCUCUCAGGUGGCAAUGAACCACCGCCGGCGCAUUCAGAGUCAGACGAUGACGCCGAUCUCAUUGCAAUGGCGCAAAAGGGAAAAGCAAAGGAUAAGAUCCUCUCGCAGUCGCUUUACGGGUCAGAGGAGAUCCUCGCAAGACGGAGCAAUGAGGUGGAUGUGAUGAGUAAGAGUGUCAAUGAGAAUAUGUUCUUUGAUAAUCUCGAAAUGCCAACGAGUACGCCGAAGAAGGGCGGCGGCUUGGACCAUCAUCGGGAAUUGAGUGAGGAGUCAACGCGCACCGCAGACUCGGCUUGUUCCCUCUUCAAGCGGAAGAGUGACACGGAGACGGACCCAUUGCUCAAACUUAAAUUCGAUCUUUCACCGCCAGGUGGGGAGCGGCGUGACGAACUCAAUCUCAAUCUUUCCCUCGAAUCGGAUGACUUUGAAGUGAAUCCGUUGGAGAAGCGUGUCCCAUCGCAGGAUGACAUUGAUCGUAUCACGAAGCUCACGACAGAUGUGCCCAUUGAUACGCAGGGGGCGAGCAAUAAGGUGCGCGAGAGCAUAAAGGAGAUUGAGAGGAAUCGCCAACUACUCCUCACCCAGCAGGGAUCGCAUGUGAUUGAGCAUGAGCGUCAGAAGAUGUUUGAGCUGAAGAAGAAGAGUCACGAUGAGGCGAGAGCUCAGUAUUUGAGACUACAAAUUAAUAGUCAAUCUGACGAUGUUGAAAGUGCCAUCGAUGACAAGGAUGUCAUCCUGGAGGGUGCAGGAGGUGUAAAGAAACAAGGAGAACCCACAGAGGGUGUCCCAUUGAGUCCAAUAAACACCAAAAUGGAGAAAUCUAGUCAGCAGCGACACUCAAAUCCCGAAUUCGAUGGGCAGCAACAGCCGGAGCAGCAGCACCAGCAGCACCACACCCGACCCCUGAGUGAGGUGAAUGCUGACCAUGGGCGUGAUGUGACACCCACCAAAGCGUACAAAUCCACGAGUGACAUAUUUACAGUGCCGAAGGCUGAAAGGUCAGAGGUUGACUAUGGGGGUAGUCAGAGGGAUAGUAUGGUGUCACAGGGUGCGGCAAGUGAUGCCAGUGGAGGUCCCAACAAUGGGCGUCUCAUUGCCGGAAGUAGGAGGAAUUUGCCAAAGCACCAACGGCCACUAACAAGAUACCUGCCAAUUAUGUCGCAUGAUUUGGACUUGAGGCAGCACAUUGAGACGGCGGGUCAUCAAAUAAAUCUCUGUCCGCAUGUUAUUGUUGAUUCCACAAGCUGUCGGGGCUAUUUGCACAAACUCGGGGCAACCUUUCACGGAUGGUCACGUCGGUGGUUUGUGUUGGAUCGACAAAAGGAGGCAUUUGUCUACUAUUCCGACAAAUCCGAGAGGAAACCACGUGGUGGAUCGUACUUUACGACGAUCGAUGAAGUUUAUCUGGAUCAUUUGAAUACAUCAAAGAGUGGACGACCGCAUUGUACAUUCAUUGUGAAGACGAAGAAGCGAAGUUACCACCUCCAGGCUGCAUCGGAUGCCGCCGCGAGGAUUUGGAUUGAUGCCAUUAUCACUGGCGCCCAGGGGAAUAUUGACUACUGAACUCUCCUCUCAUGUUCCCAACACACAAAUCCAUGCCAAAAUGCACAAGAGACGAAGAAGGAGAAAUUGAUUAUAUACCUACAUAUGAAGAAUUCUUAAGGAGUUGGGAGGAGGAAGUUUCUUGGAUGCACCGCACACACACACACGUACCCGUGAGUCUCUUCCUCUCUCUCUUCUAUAACAUGAUUCAUUGCUUCCUGAAGCGACAAUUUGUCGAUAAUUUUCGCUCCGUUAAUUCCUUAUUUUUGUGUCCUUUGCUACUUUAAAGAAACAAAAAACAAACAAAUAUCUCUUCACUACAUUAGUGAAAAAAGGAAAGAAAAAAAGAAAGAAUAAAAUGUGCCACAAUUUAUUAAAAUUGAAACAAAUUGAAUAAUUCAAAAUUUUCCAGUAUCUUCAUCACAGUACAGAAAAAUUUGUUUAAAGAAAAAUUUCUUUAAGAUCUUUUUAAAGAAAUUUUGUAUAAAUAUAUAAUUAAGGAUGCUCCAUGGAAGGACAUGUGAAGAAUUUCUUUUUAUUUUAAAUUAAAUUCUUACGACAAAAGAUCAAAAAGUAACUUUUGUGCCUUCCCAAACCUUCGUAAAAAAAUAUUUGAUAAAGAAACAUAAAUUGAAAUUGAAAUGACUGACAGAAAUAUUUUAAAAAAAUAAAUGGAAUUUACAUUCAUAAUAAAAAUCGUUUUGAUUAAAAGCUCAAAGUUUUCUUUAAAAAAAAAAUAACUGAAUAACAAUUGAUAGCAAUAAUUUUUUUAUUGCUUAAAAUUUUGAUUAAUAAAAAAGAAAUGAGUGAGCUUUCUUUAAAAAAAAAAUCUUUGUACGGAACGAUAAAGGAAGAAAUAUUAUUCAAUAAGGAUUCGAUUUUGUGGAAAAUCUUUUUAUUGGCUUCUACAGGGUUUGUUGAGAUUUUGUGGAAAAAUAAUUUAAAAAAAAAAUAUUUUUUAAAGCCUAGACACAUUUUUUGCUAUAAAAAUGUUUUAAUCUUUUUUUUAUUUGCAAAUAAAUUUAAUUGGAAACUUUUUAUAGUUUUUGAUUGUUCUCUGUGAAUUAGAAUAUGACGAAUAUUUAUAUAAAAAAAAUAAACUUUAAGACCUAAUAGUUCAGGUGAAUAGCCUGGAUAUUAUGCUACAAAAAAGUCUGGUAAAGUUUUUUUUUAAUCUAUAUAAAAAAUAACGGUCUUUUCAUAUUUAAAAAAAAUUUUUUUCGAGUUAUAUUUUAUUUUUCACUUUCCUAGGGAAUUCUCGUUAAAAUUUUUUUUUAUUAUUCUCUGAUCUAUUUAGUCAAGACAUAUUAAAGGUACUAUAAAAGAACAAAUUUUGUCAUUCAAGCUUUGAAAAUUAAAAAGAAAUAAAAAAGUAAAAUAAAUUUCUUUGGUAUUAUGUUCAAAAGGAUAAAAAAUUUUUUCACAGAACUAAAAAUUAAUUUUUUCGAUUCAAUAUCCAAGACGCUUUUCGUGCUAUAAAAAAACAUUUUCUUAGCAUCGUAUUAAAAAAAUAUAAAACGCAUAAUAAAUCAAAUUAUAGUUGUUCAAUCGGUUCUCAACUUAAAUUAAAAACAAUUUUUUAAAGAAUUUUUAUGUUUUCAAGGUAGGACUUUUAUUUACUAUAUUAUAAAUCUUGGAUACCAUAAACUUUAGACUUUACUUCAGGAUAAAAUUCUAUAUUGCUACCUUUGUCUAAAUUCUGCUGCUAAAGAAUUUAUUUCAAAGGACAUAUAAAAUAUUAUGGUUUGUGUCUUGAAUGCCAUAAAACUUUUCAUUAUCAAACAAAUUUAUUCUAAGAAUUCUCCAAAAAACUAAGAGUUCCUAAAACUUUAUCUACACGUUCAGGAUUAAAUUAAUUGUAAAUCAAUUCUGCGAAUAAAUUAAUUUAUAAUAAAAUAAAUAUCAAACUUUAUGGUUUGUGUCCAAAAUAUAUUAAACCAUUUUAUUAUGAAUUAAUAAGGGCUUUUGAAAUUUCUCAUCGUACUAUUUUGACUAAAAUUCUUAAUCAAUUCUAAAUCUUAAUCAUUUGUCAAAAUUUAAUGGUUUGUGUCUAGAAUACCAUCACAUUUUUUUGCCAUAAAAUCUAACAAGACGAAUAACAAGAAAAUAAAUGAUUUUCCACACGAUUAAAGCCUAAAUUUUGACCUACAAUAUUGUCUUGAAAGAAAAUUUAUAAAGAAAAAUAAAACAAGUAUUAAUAAAAUAUAAUAUUAAGACUA
Molecule: messenger RNA, 6213 nt
Organism: Lutzomyia longipalpis
Lineage: Eukaryota; Metazoa; Arthropoda; Insecta; Diptera; Psychodidae
Exons: 9
Coding region: 347-4015 (1222 amino acids)
Molecular function (GO): protein binding
Source: RefSeq, a predicted model, not a curated record